Messenger RNA from Lachancea dasiensis, 444 nucleotides. Lineage: Eukaryota; Fungi; Ascomycota; Saccharomycetes; Saccharomycetales; Saccharomycetaceae. The record is from the annotation of a GenBank genome assembly.
AUGGUGGCUUUAGACUUGAACAAAAUGCACGAUGACCUAGCCGGGGUCGAACAACAGAUUGGUGCCAUCAUCGAAUCAUUUGUUGAGCUUGGUGUCUCAGUUUACGAUUUCCCUGGGACAUCAGAAGCCGCGCAAGGAAUGAUGACGAACCUGAAGAGGAAUGUAGAUCGACUAGGAAAGUUAAACAAGCAGAGCAAUGAUCCAGAUUCACAAUUGAACUUGUUUCAGAUCCCAAUUGAAGUGCUACAGUAUAUUGAAGAUGGAAGGAACCCCGAUGUGUACACUAGAGAUUUUGUGGAAGCAAUAAGAAGGUCUAAUCAAUAUCAACGUGCCAAGAUGAAUGGCGUAAAACAGCUAAGAGACAAGCUAGCGCACAAAAUAGUGGAGGAGUUUCCAGACAUGGAAGCAAGUGUCAAGGAUAUAUUGAAUAGAACAGAGAGAUGA